AGUGUUGUCAAGCUUUGACAUUUUAGGGCUUCUGGGGAAAAUAAGUUAUAGGGUUACCAAAUGGGAAUUUAAAAGGGGUGCUGACUUGCAGCCUCUCGUCAUUUACUUCACUCUUGUCAACUGGAAGAUUUUCGGUCAGUGCUGCGUCCAAGGUGCCACUUCUCUCUGUUUCCCCAGGCGCAGGUGGAGCAGCCAUGUCCACUGGCUCUGCUGCAAGUGAUGCUGAGGACGAGGAGACAUGCCACAGAAGGACUACCACCCCCUUGGAGAACACCGCUCGGAAAGUCACCUGCUAUAAUCCCAGCCGGUAUUCGGAGGAGGAGUUGGAAGAUGAAGGUGUGGAGGGGAGGAUCAAGCAGGAGCGCAGACUUUCCAAAGCGCUCCAGAGGGAAACGCGGCAAUCACAGAGGAACGCGGCUAACGCCAGGGAGAGGGCAAGGAUGAGAGUGCUGAGCAAAGCUUUCUCCAGACUGAAAACCAGCCUGCCCUGGGUUCCAGCGGACACCAAACUUUCCAAACUGGACACGCUUCGUCUUGCUUCUAGCUACAUUUCCCACCUUAGGCAGCUUCUGCAGGAUGACCGGUUCGAGAGCAGAUUUGCACACCCAGUCAGUCUGACUUGGCCAUUUAUGAUGACAGGAAGAUCAGAGGAGGACAUCUCAUCCACUAUAAGACUUUGUGGAGCAACAGCAUAGGCGACAUGUCUUCAUGCACCAGCUCAAGUUCUUUGACUGGAACCUGAAGAGAGCAAAAAGACAUCUUUAAAUAAACUACAUCAGUUUGACCCUUAAACAAUGACUUUGGAUUCAAAACCAUAAUAUUUUGUUGUG
Molecule: messenger RNA, 830 nt
Organism: Archocentrus centrarchus (flier cichlid)
Lineage: Eukaryota; Metazoa; Chordata; Actinopteri; Cichliformes; Cichlidae
Gene: msc
Product: musculin (activated B-cell factor-1)
Exons: 2
Coding region: 195-695 (166 amino acids)
Biological process (GO): developmental process; regulation of transcription by RNA polymerase II
Molecular function (GO): DNA-binding transcription factor activity, RNA polymerase II-specific; protein dimerization activity; RNA polymerase II transcription regulatory region sequence-specific DNA binding
Source: RefSeq, a predicted model, not a curated record